Molecule: messenger RNA, 2045 nt
Organism: Schizosaccharomyces octosporus yFS286
Lineage: Eukaryota; Fungi; Ascomycota; Schizosaccharomycetes; Schizosaccharomycetales; Schizosaccharomycetaceae
Product: adenylosuccinate lyase Ade8
Exons: 1
Coding region: 482-1930 (482 amino acids)
Biological process (GO): 'de novo' AMP biosynthetic process
Cellular component (GO): cytosol
Molecular function (GO): N6-(1,2-dicarboxyethyl)AMP AMP-lyase (fumarate-forming) activity; (S)-2-(5-amino-1-(5-phospho-D-ribosyl)imidazole-4-carboxamido) succinate lyase (fumarate-forming) activity
Source: RefSeq, a predicted model, not a curated record
UACGCCGUUAAUAAAUUUUUUUGAUAUUGGUUAACUCUUUUUUAUUUCUAUUUACACUAAGUAUACAGACGUAAAGAGGAAGGAACGUGUAUGAAUAAUAGGUCGAACGGAUUACCAUCGCAACAAUGAAUUUUGUUUAGAGGAUGAGAUGUGACCUUUACAGCAGCAUUAUUGCCAAUUUAAAAUAAUACUCUUCAUUGUACUAAAUAAAUGAAUAUAACGGUUUCAAAAUCAUUUUAUAUUUCCUUCAAUUGAUCUGGGAAGAAGAGUUUAUAGUAUGAAAAUUCUCCACGUAAAAUAAUAAGUUUUUACUGCUUUUGUUUAUAUCUUUUACUAAAGCAUUUUGAAUAACAUAUUUUCACUCCGUUAUCAUGAAAGAAUCAGCGAUAUCAAAAUUUUCACUCUCUUAUAAGGUAGUAGAUCGCUCUUUCACGCUUCCUCAAGUACGAAGUCUCGUGUCCGUCUAAAAAAAGGAAAAACAAUGGAGGAAUAUAGCACUUACACAACUCCUUUAACAUCUAGAUAUGCUUCUCGUGAGAUGUCUCACUUGUUCUCUCGGGAGAAGCGUAUCAAUACUUGGAGACAGCUCUGGUUGAAUCUUGCUAUAGCUGAACAGAAGCUCGGUUUGAAUCAAAUUACCGAUGAAGCUAUCCAACAAUUGAAGGACCAUGUUCAAAUUACGGCUCCUGAAUUUGAAACUGCCGCUAAAGAAGAGAAGCGUCAGAGACACGAUGUUAUGGCCCAUAUUUACACUUAUGGUUUGGCUGCUCCAGCUGCAGCUGGUAUUAUUCAUUUGGGUGCUACAAGUUGUUUUGUCACUGACAAUGCCGACUUAAUUUUCUUACGUGAUGGUAUGGAUAUCUUGAUUCCCAAAUUAGUAAAUGUCAUCCACCGCCUUAGCCAAUGGAGCAUGCGUUAUAAAGAUGUUCCUACUCUUGGCUUUACUCAUUACCAACCUGCUCAACUCACUACAGUCGGUAAGCGUGCUACUCUUUGGAUCCAAGAAUUGCUUUGGGAUUUGCGUAACUUCGUUCGCGCUAGAAAUGACAUUGGCUUCCGGGGCGUUAAAGGUACAACUGGUACUCAAGCUUCGUUCUUGGCCCUCUUUGACGGUGACCAUGACAAGGUAGAAGAACUUGAUGAACUCGUUGCCAAGCUCAGCGGCUUCGAUACUGUUUACCCCGUAACUGGUCAAACAUAUGAUCGCAAAAUUGACAUUGAUGUGCUUCAACCUUUGGCUUCUUUUGCUACUACUGCUCAUAAAAUAGCUACUGAUAUUCGCCUUCUUGCCAAUUUGAAGGAGGUGGAGGAACCCUUUGAAGCUGGUCAAAUUGGUAGCUCUGCCAUGGCCUACAAAAGAAAUCCUAUGCGUUGUGAACGUAUUUGCUCCCAAGCUCGUUACAUUAUAAAUCUUAUUCCUAAUGCCCUUAAUACUUUUUCCGUACAAUGGUUCGAGCGUACCUUGGACGAUAGCUCCAACCGUCGCUCAUUGAUCCCUGAGGCUUUCUUGUUUACCGAUAGUGUCAUGAAAAUUCUUUUGAACGUUAUUUCUGGCAUGGUAAUUUAUCCUAAGGUUAUUGAAAAGCAUGUCAAGGCCGAGCUUCCCUUUAUGGCUACUGAAAAUAUUAUCAUGGCCAUGACAAAGCACGGCGCCAGCCGUCAUGAAUGUCAUGAGCAAAUUCGUGUACUCUCUCAUCAAGCAGGCCGCGUCGUUAAGGAAGAAGGUGGUGAUAAUGAUCUGAUUGAACGGAUCAAGAAUACCGCUUACUUUGAGCCAAUUCAUAAUGAAUUGGAUUCUUUAUUGGAUGCUUCUACCUUUGUUGGACGUGCUCCUGAACAAACUGAAUCUUUCAUUAAUAAGCACGUAGCUAAAGCUCUUGAACCCUUACAGCAUAUGAUUACUGAAGAAAAGGUAGACCUUGCUGUGUAAGCGAAACAAAGAUGUCGCUAAUUUGUCUCUUUUUUGGACUACAUAAUACUAAUUUACUUCUCAAGAUAGUUUAAUUUUAUUACAUCUAUGCAAUUCUAGUGUAGCGUAGUAUGAA